CGUCUUUUGGAUGGUGCCGGUCUUCAUAAACUCGCCUGGUCGGCUUGUAUGUUGGAACGAACAAAGCAACGAUUCAUGUUUUCUCCCGAUUUCAAGCACGAUGGUAUUCUGGAACUGCUGUUUGCGUCUAUUCUCUUCUUGUCGCCAAACGUCACCACGUUCAUCUGGAGAGAUUGCAACAACAACCCAAAGGCCUUCAUACUGGAUCACAUUAUGUGCGAAGCGGUACAUUGCGGUCUUCCUCUCAUGCCCAAGCUACAGAAGCUCAGCACCGAAAAGGCAGAGUUUGAGGAGAGCAAGCAAGCACAGUUUUUCACUCCGCACAUCAACUUGUGGGAGAACCUGUACAGCCUACAUCUCAACGAUAUCGACCUGGACAUGGAAUUUGUUUUGAUGCUUUUUAAUGGAAGCUUCAAAGAGAACCGGCCAGUCAGGGAACUCUACAUCCGUUGUGUAGCUGGCUCAGAGCGACCAGAGAGCUUGACUUCAUUCCCACCAGGUUUCGAAUUGGCGUCGACAAUGCUCCUGGGUGACAAGAAUCUCGAUAAUUAUAAGGACCAGUUCAAAGCAUUUCCUAACCUCAACCUACUCGAUGUCACUUUCGUCUUUCACAGACAACGCAUGGAAGAAGGUUCACUCACUUUGAAGGCUUUCCUACACGCCAUUGGGUCACCUGAGCGCUUAUGCCUGACAGGCCAUCCCCUACCCACAUCGACUUUAGACACUGGCGUCACACAUUCGAGACUCAAAUACCUAAAGGUCCGGGAACUUCAGCCAAACGCCCCUGCAAAGACGACAUCCAAGGACAACCUCAUCGCGGGGCUCAACCAAUUCUGGAAUAAAAAGUCCAUGAUCGUACCGAACCUGCAGGAGAUUGACUGGGACCACUACAAAUUCAAGAGAGAAGACAUGGAAGGUGAAGAUAAAGCUGUUUGGGAACUUGUUGGAGAAGAGGAGUGGGAAGAUGAUUCGGGAUCUGAUGAAGAUGAAGAUGGUGACGAUGAUUCGUUUUGGUUCUCAAUGGGAAGAGGUGAUAUAGAUGCAUAUGUAGAGGGUGCCAUUGGCGUAGAUGACAUGUGGGAUACCUGGGGACCUUAGGAGGGGAUCUGGUAUUGAAGAUUUUAGACUCUACACCUACGCGCCCACGGGAAGAGAGGCGGUUAAAGAACUAGAUAGGUUAUCUUUGAUCAUCUAAGAGGCACA
Messenger RNA from Fusarium redolens, 1203 nucleotides. RefSeq lists its product as uncharacterized. The transcript has a single exon. The coding region runs from base 49 to 1098 and encodes 349 amino acids. The record is from RefSeq and is a predicted model, not a curated record. NCBI's taxonomy places the organism in Eukaryota, Fungi, Ascomycota, Sordariomycetes, Hypocreales, Nectriaceae.